This is a messenger RNA of Meriones unguiculatus (Mongolian gerbil), 4385 nucleotides long. RefSeq names its product carboxypeptidase Q (gene Cpq). Gene Ontology annotation, molecular function: metallodipeptidase activity. The coding region runs from base 292 to 1641 and encodes 449 amino acids. Gene Ontology annotation, biological process: thyroid hormone generation; peptide catabolic process; proteolysis. Lineage: Eukaryota; Metazoa; Chordata; Mammalia; Rodentia; Muridae. The transcript is spliced from 9 exons. The record is from RefSeq and is a predicted model, not a curated record.
CAGGGAGGGUCCCAUCAGUGUCUGCCUCCCACCGGCCAGGACUCACUCCGCAGGUGCCCCGGCAGGUGAAGAAGCCAGGCGUGCAGACCCAGAGCUCCCGGGCUCUUCUGCGGCCUCCGGAGGCCCGCCCUGAGGGCCCAGCAGGAGCCAAGAGACCUUCCCGGUCCCGCCCCCAGGAUGCGUUUCUAGUCCGCAGGCCUCGCUCGCAUGUUGCUGCAGCCGCUCCGCAGACCCUCUUGACAAGGUGCUGUUCCUGGAUGGUUGCCGGCAGGUGGAGAUACAGUGUGGGAAAUGGACCUGGCCCAGAAGAUGCUGCUUGGAGCACACUGUUGUUCCCAGGAAGAAAAACAGCCUGGAACAAUGAAGUGCGUUUUCUUCCUGUUUGUUGGUGGUGUUCACCUUUUAUCCCUGAGCUCUGGAAAAGCCAUAUAUAAGAAUGGUAACCCUCAUCGAACAUUUCAAGAAACAAAGGAGGAAAUAGACAGCUAUAAAGAUGUUGCUGAAGCAAUUAUCAACCUUGCUGUUUAUGGGAAAUACCAGAACCGUUCCUAUGAACGUUUGGGACUUCUAGUUGAUGCUGUUGGACCCAGACUGAGUGGCUCUAAGAACCUAGAGAAAGCUAUUCAAAUCAUGUACCAAAACCUGCAGCAAGAUGGGCUGGAAGAUGUCCACCUGGAGCCUGUCAGAGUACCCCACUGGGAGAGGGGAGAAGAAUCUGCAGUGAUGCUGUUGCCUAGAAUUCACAAGAUGGCUAUUUUGGGUCUUGGCAGUAGCGUUGGAACUCCCCCAGGAGGCAUCACAGCAGAAGUGCUGGUGGUGACCUCAUUUGAUGAACUUCAGAGACGGGCAUCGGAGGCAAGAGGGAAGAUCGUUGUUUAUAACCAGCCUUAUACUAGCUAUGGAGUAACAGUGCAGUACCGUGUGCGGGGAGCUGUGGAGGCUGCCAAGGUGGGGGCUGUGGCAUCCCUUAUCCGAUCAGUAGCUUCCUUUUCUAUCUACAGUCCUCACACAGGUUUUCAGGAAUAUCAAGAUGGUGUGCUCAAGAUUCCAACAGCCUGUAUCACAGUGGAAGAUGCAGAAAUGAUGUCAAGAAUGGCUUCUCGAGGGAACAAAAUUGUUAUUCAUCUAGAGAUGGGAGCAAAGACCUAUCCAGACACUGAUUCCUUCAACACUGUAGCAGAGAUCACUGGGAGCAAGUAUCCAGACCAAGUUGUGCUGAUCAGUGGACAUCUGGAUAGCUGGGAUGUUGGGCAAGGUGCCCUGGAUGAUGGUGGUGGAGCCUUCAUAUCAUGGGAAGCACUCUCACUUGUUAAAGAUCUUGGGCUGCGUCCAAAGAGGACUCUGCGCCUAGUGCUCUGGACAGCUGAAGAACAAGGUGGCAUUGGUGCUUCCCAGUAUUAUGAGCUACAUAAGGCAAAUGUUUCCAAGUACAGUCUGGUGAUGGAGUCUGACUCGGGGACCUUCUUACCCUCUGGGCUACAGUUCACCGGCAGUGACAAGGCCAGGGCUAUCAUGAAGGAGGUCAUGAAUCUGCUGCAGCCCCUCAAUGUCACCAAGGUCUUUAGUGGCGGAGAAGGAACUGAUAUUAACUUCUGGAUCCAAGCUGGAGUGCCUGAAACAGUGGGACUGCUCAUGCUGUGACACUUGGCAAAGUGAGAAGUUCCAGAACUUCAGCAAAAGACAGCUGUCAAAAUUGAUCUGAAGGAAAAUGGAAGUCUAUGCUGUGUCUAUUUCAUGUAUAGUAUGUAUUUCUACUUCGUUGGCACCUGAUAACCACCCACCCUAAUAAUAGGAUUCCAGAACUAUUUAAAUGAUGCUUUGCAUUACAUUGUGUUCAAGCUCUACUUUGUUCUUUUUCUCUUGUUUUUUUCUAUUGAGCCAAUAUUGGUCCCUUACUGUGCUCUACACCUGUUAAAUAUCCAUAAUCUGAUGUGGCAACUUGAUGACUGAGCCUCUCUCUCAUGUAUGCUCAAUAGAGAAAAUAGGUAUUGAGAACAAAGAUUUAAUUAAAAUUAAAUAUGAUUUUCACUAAUUGUUGAAGAAAAAUAGGUCAGUUUGUGAAAAUGACAUCUUUGCAAGAGGAGAAAGUCCUUUGCUGAGCAGGUUGAAAUCUUUAAUGGAUAAUAAUCCAACUGACAAUAAGCUAGCAACAAAAGAGGUUUUAGAUAGAAAAAGAGUGUCCUGGGUACACUUUUCCAAUCAAGCUCUUUCCUGAGAGAGAUCUCAAUCCCCAGCCAGUCCCCUGCCUCCUCUAACAACGCCACUCUUUCCUCACUUUCAGUACAGUCUGAUAAUACAAUAACCUCUAAAUCAGUUUCUUUUAGUACCAGAUAGACUUUGGAAAUUGAGUGGUUGCUUUGGGUAACGUGACAACACUUUUUUUUUGUCUGAUUCUUUUUAAAUGCCUUUAAAAACAGAAACACGCACACUGUUGAAAACUUAGAUGCCUUCUCAGUGUGGCCUCAGAGAAUGUGUCUCCUCUUACUCCAUAUCUCUCAGUAAGUUUAUUCUUCUGGUACAGGAUCUAAGAUGCAACCUUUUUCUAUUGUGUUUUCUUAAUGUAGUGUUCUGGAUAGAAUUACAGGCCUUGAAUGUGUGUUCUGCUUCACAGCUUCUAACUAUGUAUGGUUUUUCUUUUUAACUUUCUAACUAGAUAUGGUUUUUCUUUCUAAAGUUUGCCCAUUUGUCACUCUGCAUCCUGACUAGUCAUGUGCUGUUUGACACCAAGGAGUCAGAGAUGAGUAUAGACAAGAUCUAUGCCCUUGAACACUACAGUCUAGUUAGUGAGUCUUGGCCAGCACAUCUGUAAAGGUACACAGAGAUUUGGGAGUCUCUAGCAUGUGUUUUUCCUCAUCUGUCCCCUCCCUUACACACUGAUAUCACAGUCCCGAACCUCCCACACAAUCCAGACCAUGCCAACACAUAGUAUGAACAUUGUUCACUAUGAAUUGCUCGUAGAUCCAUAAGCCUCUUCCUCCGCUCCUCCUCUCAACAUAGACACUGUCUCACUAGAACUCACUCAUUUCCAGGCAUCCUUGACCAUAGUGACCUGUAUUCCAAAUUCCCAGCCCCCUAAUCUGCUCACUCCAUUGUAAACUGUCUAGUUGGAAAUCUACCUAACUAUUGGGGAGUUUUAUCUUGAAAAUAAAACAGAAGAUCCAAGUCAGAGGGCAGUAAGGGCAUUUUUACAAAAAAAAAAAAAAAACCAGCAUAAGGGCUUAGAGAGAGCUUGCUUGUGCUUAUUUGUUUUUGCUACCUUUGCAGCACUGGAGAUGAAACCCAGGGCCUUGCACAGGCAAUACAAGUGCGUCACCAUUGAGCUGUGUCCCCAGCCCAACCACAUCAAGUCUCUUAGUCCUUUACAUAUUACACCCUCCCCUCCUUGGCAUGCUGAAGUUGUUCAAAGUAGCAUAUUUUACACAUUGAUCGGUCAUGGAAGAAAGAAUCUCUAUAAUUGAUACCCCUUUUCAAAAUGAGGAACUCUUUCAAUAAUUAAUAAAACAGGUUUCCUUCUGUCUCACUGAUGAAAAAUUGUGACUCCUGUCUUUGGCUAAAUUGUGUCACACUAAUGAAGCAUAGUAGAACUACCAAGAUUGGAGAAUAUUGAUCAUAUAUCACUUCCAUGCAUAAGUGGUACCCUUUUUGGUAUCCACUGCAAAGCAUUGUUUCAUGAUAUAUAAGAAAAAAAUUUUAAGAAGAUGAAGAUACCCAUUGAGUAAAGACUUAAAAGCAGUUGUGGUGUCUGAGCAUGUCCUCCUUAUAUAAUGUCCAUCGGUGUGUCUCCAGUAUCCAGCUGUUAUACAUAACUAAAGUGUCUACUUAGCCUGGAAGGUAAAUCCGUUCAUGUUCUACUCCAUCUUGUGUGUUGCUCCUCCAUGGUUUUCUCUGUGUCUCCUAGUUGUCCAGUCAAAAUGGAAUUCCUGGAAGAGCCUUCUGUUUCUGCACUUCUGUGUGUCUGGCCCUUUCCUACUCCCUUAUCAACAGCUAAUUCUGUGGUUUGGCUCCUUAUUUCUCUCCUUUACAAGCUUUCUCUCAUCUCCCACAGGGUGGGCAAUUGUCAUUGGAGCAUGCUCACCAAACCAAGCUCACCUCUCCUUGUGGCACUUGAGAAUUUCCAUGCCUGAGAAGAAGUACUUCCCCCUCUCUAAAGUGUUCAUAAGUCAAAUGUUGAGUAAACAAGCUCAAGCUUUAUGGGAAUAAUAUCAAAUAAAAUACUAUUGAGAAAAGCUUAUUAACUAUAAUGUGCUACCUCUCUCAGUGACAAUAUAGCUCCAUUGCAUGGGCUUCUUUCUUUAUACAUUGCAUUUCUUUAAAUAAUGUAUAUGUUAGUUUCUUUUCUAUUUGUCCAUAUUCCACUGAGAUAUAAAAUUGCAUAUUACUCAGGA